CAUAUGAAAACCCCUUUAGGAUAAUAUUGAAUCACAAUUUAAUUGUUCAAUUCUUAUGCUUGGGGAAAUUGAUACUAAUAAGUCUUAUUGUACUCCAAUUCAACAUGGAUACUACUAUUCUAUUGAUAUUGAUGUCAAAAGAGAAAUGAUAUUAAAGUUUCGAAAAGCAUGUUUGGAGAGUUGCAUAGAAACCCAGUACACUAUGCACACAACGACUCAACCCCUGAAGUUUGCGACUGUAGAGAAUCUGAAGAAAGUUCAUGGUAUCUCUGAUGAUGUUAUAAUUGCUUCAGUAUUCUACAGAGAUAUGAAGUAUUCCUUCAUUUCAAACAAGGGGAAGGCAAUAGUGGAUGUUAUCAACGGAAUGGGAGGAAGCCUAGGACUGUGUAUUGGAGCCUCACUACUUACCAUAGUCGAGUUUAUUCUCAUGAUUAUAAAAAUGUGUCCUCUCAAGAUUAUUUAGAAGGGAAGUUUAAAAGGAUUUUAAUUUUUUAAAGUUAGGAAUUCAAGAAACCAUGUCAGUAUUGUUUCAUAGAAGAAAAUUCGCUAAAUUUUCAAGAACAUUUUUUUAACGAAAGUAUAUACCUUAUUUUGUCCCUUGAGCGGUAUCCUUGGCUUAGCUUUGAAUUCUUGCCUUAAAAAAUGUAAGUAUUAUGUGAAUUUUUUAAAGUUUCAACAAUCUCU
This is a messenger RNA of Eurytemora carolleeae, 684 nucleotides long. Its product is annotated as acid-sensing ion channel 5. Gene Ontology annotation, cellular component: membrane. The record is from RefSeq and is a predicted model, not a curated record. Bases 56 to 463 code for a protein of 135 amino acids. Lineage: Eukaryota; Metazoa; Arthropoda; Copepoda; Calanoida; Temoridae. The transcript has 3 exons. Gene Ontology annotation, biological process: sodium ion transport. Gene Ontology annotation, molecular function: sodium channel activity.